Molecule: messenger RNA, 33500 nt
Organism: Lymnaea stagnalis (great pond snail)
Lineage: Eukaryota; Metazoa; Mollusca; Gastropoda; Lymnaeidae
Source: the annotation of a GenBank genome assembly
AGCACACGCGCGGGGAACACUAGGAUACCCUGCUCACGUACGGACCGGUUAGAGACAGUGCUCACCGUCAACUGGGGGGAAGAAAAACUUGUAUUCUUCUCAUUAGACACGUCGGUCUCACGCUUAUACGAGGGAGGCAAGUCUGGCAUCAAAGUAGCAGUGGGAUUAAAUCAUGAUAUUUGUCUGGGACAAACUGUCAGAGUUACACAUUCGAGUGUCUGUGUCGGACAUGAAGGGAGCCUGGUGGAUUUAAAUUCUACAACGUAAGUAAUGUCAUCAUCUAUUGGUUUGUCCCGUUUCUUUAGUCUCAGCCCACUAAAGGGAAUUUUUAUAAUCACUUCAUAGUUUGACAACCCAAAAAAUAGGUGUAAAAACAAAACGACACUGGUAUACCUAGAUAAUUAGAGUUUUCUCUGCACGUUAAGAAAACGUUCAAUGCAUUCAACGAUGAGAGUGUCAUUAUUUUGGUUAUGUCGAAUUUGUAGGUGGACUUUAAAUGUACACAGUUGUGGUGGAGACGCUAGUGAUCAGCUGUCGCUGUUUGUAGUUGCUUGUUUUUAUUUGGUGAUUUACAUUGUUUUUAAAUGGGGAGGGGGGGUUGAAUCAGGGCGAUGGUCGGAGUUUAGGUCGGAUCAUCAAUCUUCUACUCCGGAUGAAACACUGAGUUAAUAUUUAAUAUUCGUAAAUUAAAAAUUGAGAGGUCACCCAUAGGUAUAUUAGCAUCAGCACAAGAAAAUUCAUUACACAUGACAGCCAAUCUAGAAAGCAUCAAAUACUUCCCAUGAUGGCGUCCAUAAAUAUGAAGUUAGCGACAGAAACAAUAAACCACUGGUAAUUAUGAAAUCCUUGCUAGGACAUACACACGAGUAAAUAGUUAUAAGCUCUUCAUAUCUCCUGCUCAGUGCCGUGAAUAUAUGGUGAAUAUAACAUCGAAGCUUUAUUGGCAAACCAAUGAACCAGAGCCAACUGUCGUAACAGUCACUCAGAGAAAGUGGUCAUUGAUGUGAUAAAAUAUGUUGACACUGUAACACAAGCAAAUCAAUAACAUGGCAACAUUUAAAUAAAGCAAAAAAAUAUGGUGAAGUAACAUCAACAGUCAACAGUCAUACUGUCUCAUGUGUUAUGAUGCGCUAUCAGAGCCAACUGUCAUUUUGUGAUGAAAACAAUAAUUUUUCAGUGAAUAUGGCAGGGAUACUGUUGUAUUUUUACUCAGAGUGGUGGAGGGGGAACAGCUCAGCAAUCACACGAGUCUACAUCACUACUGGCACUGGCUACACAGCUAGCCAAAAAAUGACUUGAAGUUAUAUUAUAAGUUAGGAAGUUUUAGUGAUUUAAAAAUGUGUUUGGUUUUAGAAACGGGACAUUGAGGCGUCCCGAGAGACUCUUUAGGGACAACGGGUACAAUCGUUAAAAAAACGGGACAAUCCCGUUUUUACGGGACGUUUGGUCACCCUAAUAUAAAGACUUCGAUUUUCUUCAUUUCUUUUUUUUAAAUUUAGGUACCCAUGAACCAGGAAAAUCCAUUGAUUUUACAUAGGGACAAUGAAUAUGUAAACACUAAUGAAUUCGGGAAUUUAUCUGACCUAUAGAUUCAUGAUGCAUGGGGAGACAUGAUCGUGUGAUGUCUGGCAUAUUGGCAACUAGCAGAUAGGAUACAUUUGUCAAGUGGUGUGCAACUGUCAUUUGAUUAAGUUCACAGUCACGAAGUCUACCCUAACUACUCCUUUCAAUAUCAUCGUCUUCACAACGAAACCGAAGUUCAUCCCAACAUUUGAACUCUUGGCUUACAGCACCACUAGCAAGCACUAACUAGUUACUAGACCAUGGUUUGGGGAAGGUCAACACGUACUUAUUUCUCAAGGACCAUCGCGGCUUCCACAACUCCUGCACUAAGUCUGAUCAUUGCAGAUGGAUUAUCCACAAAAUUCAUUCGCCGAGCGCCACGUCUAUAAUCAGUUUGACGUGGCUUAUAUAAUGAUACUGACACCACAGUUACAUCGGCAUGUGGCGAUCGUUUGACUACUACUCUAGCUUUAACAUACACACAAUCACGGACCCACAGACUGACACCACGCAGGGUGCAUAAAAUGCCACGCUCGUUAUCACAAAAUAAACAGACGUUAAAUGGUUCAAUACGUUAUAUCAACAAAUUCUCAAUGCUUUUAAUAGGGUGUCAAAUGAUGUGUAGGUCUUUCCCAGGGAGUCAUUUCUACAGCGGGUUAAAAAUAUCACCCGUGCUGAUGCCUACGGGUCUCGUCCAAGUGACAAUGGCGACAGGGCCACACUUAGUCUCACACUCACAUAUAAUCCUCACAAACUCAUAGCCCACACGUUUGCCUUAAAAACCCGUUCCCUUCUCCUCGCCGACCCUGACACCCACAAUAUUUUCUCAGCCCACCUCGCAUUGUGUUCCGGAGAGAUUCUAUGAGAUCUCCUUGUGCGUCACAUCGUUGCUACCCUUCCCACUUUGUGACCAAGCAAUAUGGAGUCAGCCGUUGCAAAACUUGCCCUUUUGUCAUCAACUGAUUCCCUUCCCUAAGGCUAGUUUUCAGAUAAGGGACGGCUUCCUCUGCAUUAGCCACUAUGCUAUCUACGCAGAGGCGUAGCGUGGUGGGGGCAGGGGGGCAGAUGUCCCCGGGCGCCAGCUAGUUAGGGGCGCCAAAAUGUGCUUUGAUAUUAUUUUAUUGGUGAAAAUAAUGGAUUUGAGAGUUGAAAAAAAAGAAAAAGGGGCGCUAAAAAUGGAUCUUGUCCCCGGGCGUGAAUCUUGUCCCCGGGCGCCAAACACCCUCGCUACGCCACUGUAUCUACGCCAUUGUUUGUACCCGCUGACAUGUGGCGUAUCUGGCGAGACUGGACGGAGCGUCUCGGACAAAGGUACUGAACACCUUCAAAAUAUUGCGCAAGGUGAUCAUUAUUCCAUCUCAAAACAAUUCAUUAUAAUAUAAUUGAUGACAGGGACUCCAAGGACCUGACUAUCACCACCAUUGUCUUGUACUUACGCAGCCGCCAGAGUGAACUUAGUGAACAAACUGAUUCAGACUAAUGGGACCAUGACAACACAUGUAAUGAAUGAACAAACUGAUUCAGACUAAUGGGACCAUGACAACACAUGUAACGAAUGAACAAACUGAUUCAGACUAAUGGGACCAUGACAACACAUGUAAUGAAUGAACAAACUGAUUCAGACUUAUGGGAACUUGACACCACAUGUAACGAAUGAACAAACUGAUUCAGACUAAUGGGACCAUGACAACACAUGUAAUGAAUGAACAAACUGAUUCAGACUAAUGGGACCAUGACAACACAUGUAAUGAAUGAACAAACUGAUUCAGACUAAUGGGACCAUGACAACACAUGUAAUGAAUGAACAAACUGAUUCAGACUUAUGGGACCAUGACAACACAUGUAAUGAAUGAACAAACUGAUUCAGACUAAUGGGACCAUGACAACACAUGUAAUGAAUGAACAAACUGAUUCAGACUUAUGGGACCUUGACACCACAUGUAACGAAUGAACAAACUGAUUCAGACUUAUGGGAACUUGACACCACAUGUAAUGAAUGAACAAACUGAUUCAGACUUAUGGGACCUUGACACCACAUGUAACGAAUGAACAAACUGAUUCAGACUUAUGGGAACUUGACACCACAUGUAACGAAUGAACAAACUGAUUCAGACUUAUGGGAACUUGACACCACAUGUAACGAAUGAACAAACUGAUUCAGACUUAUGGGAACUUGACACCACAUGUAAUGAAUGAACAAACUGAUUCAGACUUAUGGGAACUUGACACCACAUGUAACGAAUGAACAAACUGAUUCAGACUUAUGGGAACUUGACACCACAUGUAACGAAUGAACAAACUGAUUCAGACUUAUGGGAACUUGACACCACAUGUAACGAAUGAACAAACUGAUUCAGACUUAUGGGAACUUGACACCACAUGUAACGAAUGAACAAACUGAUUCAGACUUAUGGGAACUUGACACCACAUGUAACGAAUGAACAAACUGAUUCAGACUUAUGGGAACUUGACACCACAUGUAACGAAUGAACAAACUGAUUCAGACUAAUGGGACCUUGACACCACAUGUAACGAAUGAACAAACUGAUUCAGACUUAAGGGAACUUGACACCACAUGUAACGAAUGAACAAACUGAUUCAGACUAAUGGGACCAUGACAACACAUGUAACGAAUGAACAAACUGAUUCAGACUUAUGGGACCUUGACACCACAUGUAACGAAUGAACAAACUGAUUCAGACUUAUGGGAACUUGACACCACAUGUAACGAAUGAACAAACUGAUUCAGACUUAUGGGACCUUGACACCACACGUUUUCUUUCACUUUUUAAAUCUUUACUCCGCCCUCCUUGUUACAACCAAUCGCCGUGGACUUACGUCUCAUCUCUUUCAUCCCCUAUUAUCUUUACUAACUCUUUUACCUAAUAAUGGUCUAUCGCAAUGUAUCGCUACGCCAAUGGUUGAGGCACACAGUUUCGUGCACAGUUUUAUCACCCAUAAUAGUUAGAUUUGAGACAGUUCAAGUUUGAUUGUACUGCCAUUCUUAGAAAUCCUAAAUUGUCCUACAGCCGUUUUAUUUAUAGUUCCCUUAAAUGCAAUGCGCAAAUGCAGUUACUGCCAGGUGAGUGAAUCCAAGUGACGUAUUUCAUUCUAUAUAAGUAAGUCUUUACGUUGGAUUUGAUAGCCACAGGAGCACACCACUCUAUGUCUGCUGGCUUCCUAAAGUGUACAUCAGCAUUCAUUGUCUAACUUCCUGACGGGCGGCAAUACCAUUAUACCAUAGCAUCGCCACGGGUGGCCAAAAAACUAAAACAAUAUCAAACUUCAUUUUCAAACAAUUAUUUUGUUGUUUACUUAAAGCCUUCACCACAAUGAAGCCUGACAUCUAACGUUUAAUAUAUAUAUAUAACAUAUAUAUUAAUAAGUAAAGAGUAAUAGCCAUAUAAAUUAUAUAUAUAUAUAUAUAUAUAUAUAUAUAUAUAUAUAAAUUAUAUAUCUGGCCAAUGUUAUUAUUAGAAGCUGACAUAACUCGCGGUAAACAAAGAACUACAGAGAAUACAUAAAUAUUUUUAAAAUUUUUUAACUUUUAUCAAAAAUUUAUAUUGUGGGUGUCUAGGCGUUGAGACAGACAAAAGCACAACGUAGACUUGGACGAAAUGCAACAACUCAAACUCCUGGUGUCCAACGAUAAUGAAAGUAUGUUUAUUUCUAAGAUAUAAGUUUCUUCUACCAUCUAUCGUCUUCUGGUCUCUAGCAAGUAUUCCCUAACAACUGUUCAGUUCUAUCGUAGCUCUUUUCUCUCUCUUCCUCAACUAAUCCGUAGUUCUUCUCUAUCUUCCUCAACUAACUACUGUCGCUCCUUUCCCUCUUCCUCAACUCGUCGUACCUCUGUUCACUCUCCCUCAACUAACUUUAACCCCGUGAAAGCUCUCUCUUAUAUGUGAUUCUCUACCCCCAUAGGUGGUCCAGGAAUGCUAUCUAUAAACACACCCAUGCCCCCUAAUUUCCGGUCAAUUAGACCUUCCCAUUGUUAACCCAAAAACUAUCACGCGAAGUCUGGAAAACCCGAGACAUAAUGCUUUGGAAAGAAACAUCCCUCUAUCUCCAAGAUGCGAGAGUCUAUUAACCUUAACUUAACCCCAUUAACAGCAGUUUCCUUCCAUCAUAUAAGUUACCUCAACGACAAUGGAGCUCUGUCCUGUAUCCCCCGCCCCAGUCAUUUGUGACAUAUGCCCCCCCUUCAAGAAAUUUUUCAAAAUAUUGACAAAUUUUAAAAAACUCCACAAAUGACCAACCUACAACUCUACACAUCACACCAUCCCAUGCGUCAAGCCCUUACUCUGUGCGUCGUCGAGUCUAUUGUCAUCUAUCAUCAUCUUCAGUUUUACAAACAAAAUUAAAAAUAGCAACACACAACAUCAUGCAUAUGUCAAUAGUAAUUAACGAAAUCAAUAAUUGACCAUAACAACAUGAACAUUGUAACUUAAAAGACUAAACAAAAUACGUAUCCAAACAUUUUGAUCUCUCAUUAAACUAUCUCAAUCUCAGAACAAAGUGUGUCUAACACGAUAACUUAUACUACUAUCAUACCAGCAAUUAGACUUAUACCUUAAGUCUUAAUCUCCUUCUCUGAUCCCAUGACCCACUGAUCGGGUUGAAUGAUACCCACUUCUAACUCACAUACAUAGUGCAAACCAUAGAUGCCCUACCCAUGCUACCCCACACAUUACCCAGUGUGGGCAAUAGCUGAUCCAACCGUGCUACCCCACACAUUACCCAGUGUGGGAAAUAGCUGACCUAACCAUGCUGUCCGACACAUUACCCAGUGUAGGCUACAGCUGACCAUCUCAAGCUACUCUACACAUUACCCAGUGCAGGUUAUAGCUUCCAUCCCACGCUAUUCUACGCAUUAUGUAAUGAAGGCUUACCAUUCACCUAAUGCUAUCCAAAACCUAACUCUUCAUCUAGUGCUGUCAUCACACUUCCCUAAGAGUAGACCGCUAACUAUCUAAUGCUGUCUCACCAUCACUAAGUGUAGAACAGCCAUACAACUAUUACUAUCAAAUUAUGAACCCAACAACACUAAUAACCAUUAUCUUUGACACUCUACAGUCUACACAUCGUCUACACCGCAAACCAUCAUGUGCCCUGCACGGUCUGUUAUAGACGAGUACCCGUAAUGUCCAUAACAAACAUCUCUGCCGUUAUGACAUCACUAACCAACAGAACUAGAUCUAAACUCUAAUCCACACACACUGCCAUUAUCAAGGCCCAGUGUGCCCUGUCCUUAAGACAUGACCUCUUACUGCCCACCUGGCUUCUUAACAAUAGCCCAGGGGCAGCUACUCGCUCAUAUUAUUAAUCAAGCAUAAUGUUUAACCCUAACCACAACUGUUAAAACACAUGAUUACACUCAUCACUAGCAUUACUUUAACUACACAAGUUUAAAAAAAAAAUGCACGUGUGAAACUCAAAUAAAGAUAACACAGCUAAAUUAACUAAAUUUACUAGUGUCUUAAAAACAAGUCUAACGUCUCUUUGAGGAAGCCUCCUUGAUGACGAUAUGGAGAUUAUCCUCACACUGAACUAAACACUUUUUAACUGUUUAUCUGUGCCACCUUCAGAUAUGCACCGCUCACAUCCUAACAGUAUGAGUGCUAAAGAACUUUCCCCACUAUUAUAUCAUAGACUAUGUCGGGAAUGCACACUACUUUAAUAUUUCCUGAAAUAUAUGGGGUGCUGAUCGUGACUAUAGCCUUCUCUCCUUUUAGCCUUGCAUCAUUCAAUAGAACAACCGUACAUCUCUCUCCUGUCAACUUACUGUCAUCAACUAAGUCUUUCCUAACCACUAUAUCACUACACAGAUAAUGUCUAAACACUUUAACCUUUUGGUCUUCAACUAACCCAAAUACACUUUCCUUCACUCCGACACCAAUAGAAAUUCCUCCUAUUAGAAUUUCAUCUUCACUAUCAUUUCCUUUUUCUUCUUCGUACUUAAUUUUACGUGUGCUAUUGUUAUCCUUCUUUACUAAAGACUUCUCUCUCUUCUCUAUACACUUCUUUUCCUGUCCUAAUCUGAAACACGUGGAUACCGUUUUCACAUCUCUGCAACUCGAAUUUUUAUCUUCCUCCGUGUCACGGACGGCUGGGCAAUUUCUCACGACAUGCCCCUUUUGGUGACACUUGUAGCAACGCCCCUGAAAUUGACACCUCACGGCGGUGUGGCCUGGUCGUAAACAGCUGAAACAGACCCGUGGCCGUUCGCAGUCUCUGGCUAGGUGUCCACUUCCAUAACAACGAAAACACCGGCGCUCGUUGUAGCAAUCUCGAGCCAGAUGACCAGUUGAGUAGCAUCUGUAACACCGCCGUGCGUUAGUGCAGUACCUAGCAAUGUGACCUGCACGAUGGCACCUGUAGCAAAGUGGUGCGUCACACUGCUUCACUUGGUGGUACGCUGCUGGUCUCCAGAAAUCCGACUGUCUGCACAACACUGACGUCAUGUUUCCCUUCACACCUGUUGAAUCCUAGGGACGUCUGUUCUCUAUCUCUAUUACGUCAGCUUUGUCUAUCUCCUGUUGCCUAGACCCCGGAACGAGCCCCCAGAUGUCACAGAACGGUUGUUACGGAGGAGGGCUCCGGUCCUGACUUAACACAAACUAUGUUGACUUAGUAGUGGUCAGUACAGGACCGCUCCUCUCUGUGAUUUAUAUUGUGGGUGUCUAGGCGUUGAGACAGACAAAAGCACAACGUAGACUUGGACGAAAUGCAACAACUCAAAACUUCUGGUGUCCAACGAUAAUGAAAGUGUUUAUUGGUAAGAUAUACGUUUUUCCAGUCAUCUGUCGUCUUCUGGUCUCUAGCAAGUAUUCCCUAACAACUGCUCAGUUCUAUCGUAGCUCUUUUCUCUCUCUUCCUCAACUAAUCCGUAGUUCUUCUCUAUCUUCCUCAACUAACUACUGUCGCUCCUUUCCCUCUUCCUCAACUCGUCGUACCUCUGUUCACUCUCCCUCAACUAACCUAACUCAGUGAAAGCUCCCUCUUAUAUGUGGUUCUCUACCCCCCAUAGGUGGUCCAGGAAUGCUAUCUAUAAACACACCCAUGCCCUCUAAUUUCCGGUCAAUUAGACCUUCCCAUUGUUAACCCAGAAAUUAUCAUGCGAAGUCUGGAAAACCCGAACAUACUAUUAUCCAAAGAAACAAUCCCCCACUAUAUCAAGAUGUGAGAGCCUAUUAACCUUAACUUAACCCCAUUAACAGCAGUUUCCUUCCAUCCUAUAAGUUACCUAAACAACAAUGGAGCUCUGUCCUGUACCCCCGCCCCAGUCAUUUGUGACAAUUGUGUAGAGGAGCACUUUAUGUAAGUCAAGGGAUCCAAAUGAAUGUAGACGAAACUUAAUUAUGUCUUAUUUUUAAUAAUUUGUUUAAAAUAUUUUCUGCACAGACUUUCUUUGAAUUCGGGUAGUGCGUUUCAACUAGUCUUUAAAAAAAAGUCUAACAUUUAAUUAUUUAUUUUUUUUAAUGUGCUACUUGCUAGUAUUAAAAUUUUAUUUUAACCCUGUUGACGAGACCUGCGUUGCUCUGAGACUAAUGACCGACAUGCCCAGACCAAACUCAGAUGCGACCUUACAGAUCAGCCCAAGGGAAGACUGAAUCGACCGAACGAGGGGGUCAUGCGUGACAGCACAAAGUUAUACCCAUAGACUGAAGCACUCUUCGUUUUAUGUAUAAUAGUUUGAACAGCUCCUAUUUUUAAUUUAAAAUCAUGUUGAAUUGUUGUAUUGCUUUAAGAUACGCGUAAUUUAAUAGUAGAAAUAAUGGUUUCAGUUUCAGACAUGAAUAGAGUAAUUUUGAUAAUGAUAUCCCAAGCUGAAGGAGUAUGAUAAUAUUUGUAUGAUAUUUGUAUGAAGGAGUAUGAUAUUUGUCAAAAUCAUUUUGAUAUGUGAAAGUGAAUAGAGGGGGAAAAUGACAGGUGUAGUGUGAAACAGCAUUUCCUCAAAAAGAUGGGAGCGUUAAAAAUGGUUAUUGCGUGACAGGGUUAUUGGGCGACAAGUAAAUGAAAUACACAUUUUUCGUAUGAAGUAUUUCGUUGCUGAAAUGUUGCAACAACUUUUGUUUGCAGAUCGUCCACUUCUGAAAUCGCUACAGGUGGCCCAACAAGGAAAACAAUACGAAACUUCAUUUUAACAAUGAAGCCUGACAUCUAUUUUUAAAAAAAAUUUAAUACGUAAAAAGUUAUAGUCAUAUAACGGAAGGUCUAUUCGAUGUCUCCAUGUUAGUAGUGUAAUACUGUAGGCAUGGCAGGUCUAAUGCUAUGUCUCAAUGUUGGUAGUGUAAUAAUGCUAGGCACGGCAGGUCUAGUUUAAAGUCUCAAUGUUGGUAGUGUAAUAAUGCUAUGCAAAGCAGAUCUUAUUCGAUGUCUCAAUGUUGGUAGUGUAAUACAUUUAGGCCCGGCAUGUCCAGUUCUAUGUUACAAUGUUGGUAGUGUAAUACUGUUAGGCCCGGCAUGUCCAGUUCUAUGUUACAAUGUUGGUAGUGUAAUACUGUUAGGCACGGCAGGUCUAGUUCUAUGUUACAAUGUUGGUAGUGUAAUACUGUUAGGCACGGCAGGUCUAUUCGGUGUCUCAAUUUUGGUAGUGUAAUAAUGCUAGGCACGGCAGGUCUAGUUCUAUGUCUCAAUGUUGGUAGUGCAAUAAUGCUAGGCUUGGUAGGUCUAGUUCUAUGUCUCAAUGUUGGUAGUGUAAUACUGUAGGCAUGGCAGGUCUAGUUCUAUGUCUCAAUGUUGUAGUGUAAUACUGUAGGCAUGGCAGGUCUAUUUCCAACCCUAUGCUGAAUGCCAGCUGCUCUCAUGUCACUGUUCAGUAGUUGAAUCGAGGGCUAGACAAACUGUUGGUCCCAAAGACCACUUUGAUACAACAAUGCAAUCUUACUGUUUUCUAUUCCAAUAAAAUUAAUUUUUAUGUCACUUGGUGGGGGGCCAUUUACAAUGUGCUCAAAGAUUGUGAGCUAUGCUCUUACUUAUACUCUUUCUUCCUAUUCAUAAACAGAUGCUCUGUUACUUUUUAAUUUGCUAUUAUGGUUAAAUAUACAUGCUUGUAGGAAAUGCCAAAAUCAAAGAUGUAAUAACGUUAGAAUUGUAUCAUGUUUAGUAUCAUUACAUUAGAUGAGUGGCAAUUAAACGCUGGUCUUAAUCCCAAAAACUUUGAGUAAAGGUAUGACUGGACAAAUUACUACUUCAAGUGACCUACUAAUACUAACUAUGGAGGGUUGGACUGCCCUAAAGGUUGAAGUGUUUCAAUAAGACACAAACAGUUUCUGUCGUCAACUGUAAGCAAAAACAGUAUUUAAGCUUUCAUUAAGGACAAAAUAAAAUUUUAAACGUUUCGGAUACUGCCUUUUUAGUUCAACAACCCCCCCACCCCCCUCCAAAUGCAUCAAUUUAGAUUAAAUGACUAUGCGCCGUACCCAUUAAAUACAAGACAUGAAAGGAACAAACACGGGUGAAGUCUCUCACGGCAACGGAGAGGAGAAAAACAAAUACAAUUAUUUGUCAUGGACAUUUCUUUAAAAUCUCCUGAGGAUAAACUAUUAGUCAUCGACCGCUCUUGGGAAAACGUUCAUCUAAACGCUACAGGAUAACAUAGAUGUUACUGGGGUACUACGGGAUAACAUAGAUGUUAUUGGGGUACUACGGGAUAACAUAAAUGUUAUUGGGGUACUACGGGAUAACAUAGAUGUUAUUGGGGUACUACGGGAUAACAUAAAUGUUAUUGGGGUACUACGGGAUAACAUAAAUGUUAUUGGGAUACUACGGGAUAACAUAAAUGUUAUUGGGGUACUACGGGAUAACAUAAAUGUUAUUGGGGUACUACGGGAUAACAUAAAUGUUAUUGGGGUACUACGGGAUAACAUAAAUGUUAUUGGGGUACUACGGGAUAACAUAAAUGUUAUUGGGGCACUACGGGAUAACAUAAAUGUUAUUGGGGCACUACAGGAUAACAUAAAUGUUAUUGGGGUACUACGGGAUAACAUAAAUGUUAUUGGGGCACUACGGGAUAACAUAAAUGUUAUUGUGGCACUACGGGAUAACAUAAAUGUUAUUGGGGCACUACGGGAUAACAUAAAUGUUAUUGGGGCACUACGGGAUAACAUAAAUGUUAUUGGGGCACUACGGGAUAACAUAAAUGUUAUUGGGGUACUACGGGAUAACAUAAAUGUUAUUGGGGUACUACGGGAUAACAUAAAUGUUAUUGGGGUACUACGGGAUAACAUAAAUGUUAUUGGGGUACUACGGGAUAACAUAUAACAUAAAUGUUAUUGGGGUACUACGGGAUAACAUAAAUGUUAUUGGGGUACUACGGGAUAACAUAAAUGUUAUUGGGGUACUACGGGAUAACAUAAAUGUUAUUGGGGUACUACGGGAUAACAUAAAUGUUAUUGGGGCAGUACGGGAUAACAUAAAUGUUAUUGGGGCACUACGGGAUAACAUAAAUGUUAUUUGAUUUUGGUCAACAAUGACAACUGACGUAAAUGCCAAAAUACAAAACAUCAUUUCUUGGUUCUAGCCCAGUGGCUCCCAAAUGGCGGUCCGUGGACCUUCACCGGUCCGCAUGCCUAACGCUGUCGGUCCCCAUAACAUAAAUAUUUAUUGUCAAAUAGAAAUAAAAGUAUAAAAAUAAAUCAUGCACCGUUCCCUGGUAAAAUUUCGAAACUUGUUCACCGGUCCGCCAAACUUAAACGUUUGGGGAACCACUGUUCUAACCAGACCACGGAAAGUUAGAACGGGGCGCUACAUGGAUGACGUCAAGGGCUCGUCAGUGACGAUGUCCAUGGCUAAAACAAACUUCUGGAUGGGGUGGGGACGUGGUGGAGUGGGGUGAUUGGGGGCAGGAAGUAGUAAGGAGUGGGGCGUUGGAGAGGGCAGGUAGCGGAGUGGGUUGAUUGGGAAAUGGUAGGUAGCAGGGGGCGGGUUGAUUGGGGGAGGUAGUGGAAUUGGUAGAUUGAGGGAGGGUAGGUAGUGGAGUGGCCAGAUUGGGGUGUUAGUGUGUGGGUUGAGGAGGUAUUGAUACCAGUGCCUGACCCAGAUUCCAGAUGAGAACCCCUGACACAGACGACUUGAAUACAUCUAAUGAACCCAUCAUGUCAAAUUGCAGUCCAAGAUUAAUGAACUAGUCGCCACAAGCUCAUUAUUAUUCGACUAAUCUCUCUUCUCUCCCCCCCCCCUCUCUCUCUCUCUCUUUGUGGCCUCUUCCUUGCUUCUUCAGACAAAAAACAAUUCAGACCAGAUUUCCGGAUGUAAAGCCAAUUAAUCACGGCGAGUGGAUUCCUAAGCGUUAGUGCGAGUUUGUGUGAGGAAUGGUAUGUGUGGGUGUGUGGCAUCGUAGUGUGUGUGUGUGAGAGAGAGAGGCAUAGCAGUGUAUGUGUGUGUUUGUUUGUGUGUGUGUAAGGCCUCGCAGUAUGAUACAUACUGGCUUAUCGUGCUGACGCCGAUCCUCAGUCAACAACAACAUCAAAACAAAGCACUUCAUAAAAACCAAAGAAAGUUUGAAUUUAAGUUGUCCACUGCUGGCAUGCGCCUUGAUGGCACGUUGUGUUACAGUUGAAACGGCAUGAAAUCAAACCAAUGUGUGUGUAAAAAUGUAAUUGCAGCUGAUUAAUGUCGUGUAGUGAUUUAAACGCCUCAUACUUGGCAAUGCAGUGUUACUUGGGUAAAGCAGGGCCGCGAGGACGUCAAAAAGUCAGACGGUUCAAGAGGUUUAUUUACUAGAGCUCAUUUUAAUCAAGACACGUUCCAUUUGGACCAUUUGUUAAACACUUGAUGGGGUAUCCAGCAUGGGUGUCCUGGGACUGGAAAGGUCGAAUCUAAUAAUUCCAAAUUGUUUCAACAAAACGUAAUAAUGUCACUUGCUAACGAUAAUGUGGUCUUCAAUAAUGUUCGAUCUGAUUAUAGAAUAUAAAUACCUUGCAAUAGUCUGGCCUUUAACAAUUCUAGUCUAAACCCUUCAGGUAAAUAACAGAUAAAAGAAUAUGCUAGCAAUAUAAUUCAAACAAGAGUUUUGUGAACUGUUUAAACUGUUACUAUAGUAACCAAAUUAAGUUGGCCGAAAAGUCUAUUCAAUGAAUGAACGUGAAGUUGCUUAGAUACUAGUAACGUUUCAAUGGUCUGUAAGUGGGAAUAUUCACAUCAUUUUCUGUCAUUCAAUUAUUCCCAUCUGUUCUGUCUUUGAUUUUGAAAUAAUCUCCAUCUUGGUUCUCUUUGAAAUGAUCACCAUCUUAUCAGUCUUUGAAAUGAUCACCAUCUUGUCUGUCUUUGAAAUAAUCACCAUCUUGUCUGUCUUUAAAAUAAUCACCAUCUUGUCUGUCUUUAAAAUAAUCACCAUCUUGUCAGUCUUUGAAAUAAUCACCAUCCUGUCUGUCUUUGAAAUAAUCACCAUAUUGUCAGUCUUUGAAAUAAUCACCAUCCUGUCUGUCUUUGAAAUAAUCACCAUCUUGUCAGUCUUUGAAAUAAUCACCAUAUUGUCUGUCUUUGAAAUAAUCACCAUCUUCUCUGUUAUCGCAACAAUUAACCAAAUUCAUUGAUCUCAAUCAACGUUCUCUGUUAUUGAAGCCUUAAUUAGAUAACAAUGAGUGAAAACUGACUGCAACCUUUAAAGCUGCCCAUCCCCAAGCCCUAUAGUUCCCUAUCCCCCAGCACAAUAGUAUCCCGAUCCCCGAAAGUAUAUCCCGAUCCUCUGGUACUAUAGUUUCCAAUGCCCAAAGCACAAUAGUUCCCCGAUCCCCCUAGCACAGGCCUGCACCAUAUACGGCCCGCCAGCACCCCCUUGGCGGCUCGCGAAAUAUUCCUUAUUAUUAUUAUUUUCUUAAUAGCUCUCCCCCUGUCCUAUUCUCUUUCGGCCCGCACAAGUUUUUCAUAACGUAUUACGGCCCGCACACGAUUUUCACAAAGUAUUACGGCCCGCCUUACAUUUUGAGUUGUGGUGGCCUGCCCUAGCAUAAUGGUUCCACGACCCCCACCCAAGCUAAACAGUUCUCCGAUCACGCUUACACAAUGGUUUGCCGUGCCCCCUGGACAAAACUUCCGUUAUUUCAUUUAAUUCUAGGAUGCACCAAUAAAAAUUUGGGAUGAACAAGUAGCGGCAAUGAAAUGAUCAAAUAUCAAAAAGGAAUUCGUGAAUGUCCCAUUAUUAUUGAAUGUGUCGUUCAUGUCCGAUAAUAACCUUGUUUCCUGACAUCAAUGCUGGGACCCAGGCCCCCCCCCCAUACGCCCUAACGACAAACGUUUGAACUAGAUCUCCCCUAAGACACUACAGGUGGUAUCGAUCUCGCUGAUAUUUUCUUGCCGCUCUAACGAUCUAUUUUACUACUGCAAUAGUGAUUGUGACCUUGGCCAUUUCCGUGAUACCAAGCAAUCGAUACACAUCCGGAUACACUCAAGUUCGAGAUACCCUCUCGGUUCAUUAAGCGGAAAUAAACGUGUUGUCUUGUGUUAUGUUAUAGUUAGAUUGUAAAUACUGUCCUAUAUUUUUGGACCAGCAACAUCGCGUGUCGUUCAUGUAGAUCCGUCUUUGAAAAUAAAUGGAAGGAUACAAACGUCACAGGAAUUUUGUUAUUUCCUAUUUGGUUGCUUAGCCGCACAGGCGCCUUCUAUGGCGAUUAUGGAUCUAUUUGAUUCGUUGACAGCACAUUUAAGAUCUUCGUUUAUAAAUGUUAAGGUGAAUACUUGAGUGACGCAAUCGAAUCUGUUGGUUUUGCACGUGCACUGUAUUUGCUGGUAACGUAAGACGAAUGCAGUGGUGCCCUUAAGUGGCGUUCAACGCGUCGGUGUUUUAGGCGUAAGAUGUGCACUGCGAUUGUUGGAUGACGACUUUGUGUUUAACUUUAUUUCUCAGGAAGAAAAAAAAAUACUGAAAAGUUAUUUAAACCUCAAAGGCUCUGUGAACGGAGAGAUUAAACAUUUCCAGUGAAUCCAUAGGUAGAGCAGACGUUCAAGGUGAUUGAAACUACUUUACACUCAUGUCAGAGAAAUUUGUUUGUACCUCCCAGUUCUCUGUCAAAUUGAAAUAAGGGUUCAUGUGGCCAGGCAAAAAUUCACUGGCAUCCCGUACGUACAUCCUUGGAAUUUUGUAUUUUUCUUAAACACUAAUUAUUUAAGCCUUUGACUUCAUGGUGUGCCAUAGCAUUUGGGUUUGGGUUGGGUGGGGGGGGGGGAGUAAAGGGAGAUAGAGCUGAAAUAAUACAUUUUACGAAUAGAUGUUUCCUCUGCUCAGUUCACUUGUAUUAAUUACAAUCACAUACUAAAUGAUAAAUACGUACGUACAUCCUUGGAAUUUUGUAUUUUUCUUAAACACUAAUUAUUUAAGCCUUUGACUUCAUGGUGUGCCAUAGCAUUUGGGUUUGGGUUGGGUGGGGGGGGGGAGUUAAGGGAGAUAGAGCUGAUAUAAUACAUUUUACGAAUAGGUGUUUCCUCUGCUCAGUUCACUUGUAUUAAUUACAAUCACAUACUAAAUGAUAAAUUAAAACAUGAGUGAACUAUGAUUUAUGGUAGAUCGCGUGUUACAGAGCUAUGUGUAUUCACAUAUAGUGAACCUUGACAAUUAAAAAAAAAAAAAUCUGUCCGUUUUGGAAAACAAUCCAAAAGACCAAUUGGUAAGAGCCCUCUCAAAAUUAAAAAAGGAAACACGACAGCAUACCUUUAUAAAUGUAAGAAAUUAAAACUAACGGCCAUAACGACAUCAUCAAACUGUUGACCUACUAACAAGAAUCAGUCUGUCACGAUCGCGUGCCAGACUGUAUAUUUAAAACAUGUGAUAGGGCACGCGAACAUGGCCCAGGCCCGCCUUUCAGUAACAACCACAACAAACCCGGCACAAGUGCUCACGUCACAAAGUGGCGCCAACGGCUCCAGAAGGCCCAGCGUGACCCCAACGGUUUUCUUUCUGUCCUUGUUUCGCCGCGUCUUUCCGCGCUAUCAAGCACAACUUACAGUAACUACCGCGUCAAUGUCUUCAAUCCGCCCCCCCCCCCCCACCGGGCCACACACACAGCCUUUUUUCGUUCUCAUUACUAACAUUUUAUUGUAACGGCCUUUAGUGGCGGAUGAAUAUUGUGUGCAGAAAACAGUGCAUUGCAAACAGUUCCACUCUAAUAAUUCAGUGAGUCUCAAGCGUUUGAAACCGUUCGUUAAUUAUCUGAACGGCUUUGGAUGAGAUAGUUUUUGAUGACAUUACAAUAUGAGAAUUUACUUUCUCUGCGCAGAAACAAAAGACACACACACGCGCGCACACACACGCGCACACACACACACACACAUAUCUAUAUAUAUACUAGACAAUAUGCCCGGCGUUGCACGGGAUUGCAUUCAGAAAAACAACUUCUGCAGUCUUUUAAUAAACAUUGAAAAUAAGCGCCAAAUAAAAAAAAAAAAAAAAAAAAAACACCCUUCUAAUAAAAAAAAGUUUUAAUUGGUCUCCUAUAAAACAACAUUUAAAAUAACUUUUAUAAAUCUUUCGUUCCCCAAAGGGAUCCCGUUUCCAAGUAGGAUACCAUUUUCCAAUGGGAUUCCGGUCCUACUGGGAACCCAUAUCCCAUUGAGAUCCCGAUUGGGAUCGCGUUUCCAAAUGGGAUCCCUUAUCCCGAUGGGAUCCCGUUCCUAUUGGGAUCACGCCCCAUUGGGAUCUUGAACACAUGAAAUUCACGACCCCAAUGGGAUCCCGAUGAGAUCCCUUUUCAAAAUGGGAUCCCAUAUCCCGAUGGGAUCACUACCCCACUGAGACUCCGAACUAAUUGGGAUCCUGAUGGCUUCCUGAUCCCGAUGGAAUCCCUUUCCCAAAUGUGAUCCUGGCCUCAUUGAGAUUUUGACCCAAUUGAGAUCCCGACCCCAUUGGGACCCCAAUCCCGAUGGGGUCCAAUCAAAUACGAAAAUUUCUACAACUAAAUGCCAUAACUCUAACCAUUUUUCAUUUAAGGUAAAAGAGCCCCCCCCCCAAUAAGUUCCCGUUUUAGUUUUGGCUGAAAUAGGGGGGCCCCUUUAUUCAAGUCACUCAGAUAAAUAAAUGUAGUAAAAUUUAAAAUCUGUCCAUCUAAAUCUAUUUAAAAAUAUCAUAGAUACAGCUUUUUGAAUUAUCGAACUUUUUGCUACCAAGCCAGGCCUAGAGCCAUCAAUUCACAUAGAGUUGUGUUUUCUAAGCCUAGUGAUAUUUAUAUAGCUUAUGAGGAAAAAUUAAAUGGGCCGGGCCCCAUGGGAAUGUAUAUUAGGAGUUAAAUAAUCAUCGGUAUUUGAAUAUGGAUAAUCAAGUGUAUGUGUACUAAGUUUGGUCAAGAUCUAUCAAUCCAUUUAAGAGUAUUUGUUGGUUAUUUUAUUAUUUAGCUCAUAUUAGAAAUAAAACGAAUUCGGGGCCCCCGGCCCCAAACGGAAUGUUAUAAAAUGUUCAUAACUCCCUAAGAGUUCCUUUCGGAUAAUGAUGGAAAUAUGUGCCAAUUAUUGGUCACGCUUCAUCAAUCCACUUUAAAGUCUCUGUGGAAUAAACAAACAAAUCCACAAACAAACCCACAAACAUAUACACAUAUAGCUAUGUAUUAGACAUCUGGGACAUCCUACCGUUGAUAAUCCCACCUAGAUAACGAACUGCCGAAGUAACGUCACACCUGGACGUGCUGUUGGAUGUUGCAAAAUGUGCACUACAAGACAUUCCAAAGUUGACCACUACGAUGUCAACACUAUGUGUAUAUGUGAUGAUAUCAUCACACUCAGUGUCUUGUCAGAUUAGAAGGAAAUAGGUGAAUUAAUAUUCAAUAUUAUGAAGAAAUAAUGAAUGUUUGGGAACUUGAAAAAGAACACAUGAAAGAAAUUUCGCUAGUUAAGAAGAGAUGACCCCAUGCAGAGGCGUAAGCAUGGUAUUAAGAGCUCGGGGACAAGAUUCAUUUUUAAGCCCCAAUCAACUCUGAAACCAAAUAUGCUCAUCAAUAAAAAAAAUAAAAAAAUACCACCAGAGCCAGUUUUGGCACCCCCUUACUAGUCUGGCGUCCGGGGACAUCUGCCCCCCCCCCCAAAUUGGCUACGGCACGGACGCCACGAUUUGUCUCCCUUGUUAACUCCAUCCGUUUGUCUUAUAUUCAAGGAUCUCAAACUGUAACGACACCAUCGCCUCAAUACAAUAAUUAGCCGUACAAUUCAACACUUUUCAACAGACCUACCGAGCGCGAUGUAAAUAGUUCAAACAUAAAACUGUCAAUGAUUUGUUUUUAGAAUAAAUUACCCCACCCCCUUUUUUUCUAACACAAGCACACACUCACACAAACACGCGCACACACACACCCGUUCACCAAUACAGCUCUAUCGAUCUGCAACUCUGAGUUCACUUGGUACAAAACUCAUCGACUCGACAUAACUGACACACUUGUGACAAGCCCAAUUACUGUAGUAUAGACCUCGACACACUUGUGACAAGCCCACUUACUGUAGUAUAGACCUCGACCCACUUGUGACAAGCCCACUUACUGUAGUAUAGACCUCGACCACACUUACAUCGGUAGACAUGCAUGGAUGUCAAGUCAGUCAUAAAAAGUACGUCCGUCAUUGUUUUACUUCUUUAAGAUGUCAUUUCUUGAAUGAAAAGAUAAUGUGUUGAAGGUAUUCAGUUUCAAGGCGAUAUGUGUUUGUUAGGACAGGAAUCUCACAAAUAUCAGGAGGCCUUAAAUUUUAACAUGUGAUCAUAUCUCCAUUAGGAGAAGGAAAAAAUCAGGAUUGUAUAAUAACGGUAAUGUAGGAUAGAAUAGAGCAGACCCUACUAUUAGUCACCAACAUUAGAAAAUACUUUGAAACGACCGGUACUGACAGCAUAUUUUGUGCAGUCAUUGUGACAUGGUUUGUAGGUUGAAUGAUUCAUCUGACAUUAGCAUAUGGAGUUAGCUGAGGCUUACGUUACAUACAGAUCAACCUGGCGUGUACGGUUACAUCUGUGUUUGGGGUUUACACUAACAGUAAUGCUUGAGUCUGCAUGUUAACUGGGACCUAAAAUCGACUAACACUCUUGCUUGAAUGUGUAAUGAUGACUGGGACGUAAGAUCCACUAACACUCUUGUUUGAGUAUGUAUGUUAACUGUGACCUAAGAUCCACUAACACUCUUGCUUGAAUGUGUAAUAAUGACUGGGACCUAAGAUCCACUAACACUCUUGCUUGAGUAUGUAUGACGACUGGGACCUAAGAUCAACUAACACUCUUGCUUGAGUCUGUAUGUUAACUGUGACCUAAGAUCCACUAACACUCUUGUUUGAGUCUGUAUGAUGACUGGGACCUAAGAUCCACUAACACUCUUGUUUGAGUAUGUAUGUUAACUGGCACCUAAGAUCCACUAAUACUCUUGCUUGAGUCUGUAUGUUGACUGGGACCUAAGAUCGACCAACACUCUUGCUUGAGUCUGUAUGUUGACUGAGACCUAAGAUCUACAAACACUCUUGCUUGAGUCUGUUUGUUGACUGGCACCUAAGAUCCACUAACACUCUUGCUUAAGUAUGUAUGUUAACUGGGACCUUAGAUUCACUAACCAAAAUAGUAUUCAAAAAGUUGCAGGCACUGCCCCUUUAAUUGGAGAGGGAGCAAAAAUAGAGGACGCCGAUGGCUUGUUCGCAAAACGUGAGAUGGGAUUUGGGGAGGGGGCUCACUGUACAACUGAAUAUGGGCAACUUGAUGGCCCUGGAAGCGUGAGACCUGGGCAACUGCCCAGUGUGCCCAUGUCUUAUGACGGCAUUGUCUACAGACAGAUCUAAAAAACACUAUGCACAUAAUGUCGGCUCUUCUCUACGGUUACUAAGAACUAUAGCCUACAAUCAGAUGUUGCACCUAGUCAAUAAAAGAUGCGCAUCAAAAUGCAGCAAUAAAUAGAUGACAUGUGGCCUCACAUUGGACGAGGCAAUGAUUAGCGUUUAUGGAGUGGCGCAAAACAGCAUUGCCUGCGGCUACAGCUACAACACUACAAUGACAACCAACAGUUAAAUAGAAGAAAGAAUGGAGCCACUUCAGGGCUAGAGCAAAUCGAAACAAGACAAAACCAGCCACUAGGAUGAAGAAUGGCUAUUCCACAAGACUGAUAAGUGGCAGUUGAUGCAAUAGAAAUAAUGAUUUGAAUUUUUUUUAAUGUAAAAGGGGGGAGGGGGGGAAUCGACGUUUUUCCUUUGAACCGUUCAGUCCUUUGAAAGGUUUCGAUACGAACUAUUGGUUUGAGGGGUCUAAACCAGAGAAUAGGAUUACUUCUUGACCUCGCAGCAGUUUCACGUGAUACAUACUCUUUGGUCAUUGAGUGUGAAGAACGCACAAUGAUCCCCUAAAAUGUCAUCUCUCUGGCUAAGAGGCCAUCUAAGAGGAAGUAAAUAAAGACUGAACUGAAGGCAACAAUUUUCAAAUAUGCAUAGUGUAAUGGAGGAAAACGAGUAAAUGCUGAAUUGAAAUGUGGAAAAAGUCAAACAACGAAAAAAUGUCCAAACGUUGCAUGGCGUUUUAAACGAAAUUGAUGAAUGUCUAUAAAGAUUGUAAGACAAUUUGGGGGAAGGGGGGGGGGGGCAUCUUUGGAUGUCACUACUAGCGCACACGUGGCCUUGACAGGUAUCGAUGUGCUGUUUAUCAUAGAACGUGCCUAGUAGAGCUAAACAGACGCUUGCGUACAGGUAUCGAUGUGCUGUUUAUCAUAGAACGUGCCUAGUAGAACUAAACAGACGCUUGCGUACAGGUAUCGAUGUGCUGUUUAUCAUAGAACGUGCCUAGUAGAACUAAACAGACGCUUGCGUACAGGUAUCGAUGUGCUGUUUAUCAUAGAACGUGCCUAGUAGAACUAAACAGACGCUUGCGUACAGGUAUCGAUGUGCUGUUUAUCAUAGAACGUGCCUAGUAGAACUAAACAGACGCUUGCGUACAGGUAUCGAUGUGCUGUUUAUCAUAGAACGUGCCUAGUAGAACUAAACAGACGCUUGCGUAGCUAUUAUCUAUCUGAACAAGAGUUUCUUUAUUAAUCGUUUGAAAUCCAAAGGUGAGAACAUUUUAGCUCAUGUUAAGAGCAAAAGUAACAUGUUGAUCAAAGCGACAAUCAUGUUGAGAGCAAAAGUAACAUUUUGACCAUAGCGACCAUCUUGUUAAGAGCAAAUGUAACAUUUUGACCAAAGCAACAAUCAUGUUAAGAGCAAAAGUAGCAUUUUGACCAAAGCGACAAUCAUGUUAAGAGCAAAAGUAGCAAUUUGACCAUAUAUGAAAUCAAAAUGCAGGACAAUUCAUGUUCGCGGCAAAAUUAAAUUUUGACCAAUGUGGCAACCAUGUUGACGGCCAAAGUGGCAAUCGUGUUGCCGGUCAAGCAAAAAUUUUGACAACGGUGGCACUCGUGUUGACGGCAAAGUAAAAUUUUGACCAUAACGGCAAUCAUGUCGACGGUCGAGUAACAAAUGAACAAUACCGUAAUUAUGUUAGUAGGCAAAGUAACAUUGUGAACAAAUAACAACCAUGUUGACGGCCAAGUCACAUUUUGGCCACACUGGUAACCAUGUUGACAGCCUAGUCACAUUUUGGCCACACUGGUAACCAUGUUGACGGCCAAGUCACAUUUUGGCCACACUGGUAACCAUGUCGACGGCCUAGUCACAUUUUGGCCACACUGGUAACCAUGUUGACGGCCAAGUCACAUUUUGGCCACACUGGUAACCAUGUUGACGGCCAAGUCACAUUUUGGCCACACUGUUAACCAUGUUGACGGUCGAGUAAAAUUUUGGGCGACAGUGGCAAUCAUUUCGACGGCCGAGUAACAUUUUCACCAUUACGGCAAUUGUGCUGACGGUGGAGUAGCAUUUGACCAUUACGGCAAUCAUGCUGACGGCCGAGUAGCAUUUUCACCAUUACGGCAAUCGUGCUGACGGUGGAGUAGCAUUUGACCAUUACGGCAAUCAUGUCGACGGCCGAGUCACAUUUUCACCAUUACGGCAAUCGUGCUGACGGUGGAGUAGCAUUUGACCAUUACGGCAAUCAUGCUGACGGCCGAGUAGCAUUUUCACCAUUACGGCAAUCGUGCUGACGGUGGAGUAGCAUUUGACCAUUACGGCAAUCAUGCUGACGGCCGAGUAGCAUUUUGACCAUUACGGCAAUCGUGCUGACGGCCGAGUAGCAUUUUCAACAUUACGGCAAUCGUGCUGACGGUCGAGUAGCAUUUUCACAAUUACGGCAAUCGUGCUGACGGUCGAGUAGCAUUUGACCAUUACGCCGAUCGUGCUAACAGGGGAGUAGCAUUUUGACCAUUACGCCAAUCAUGCUGACGAUCGAGUAGCAUUUUCACCAUUACGGCAAUCGUGCUGACGGCCGAGUAACAUUUGUCCAUUACGGCAAUCGUGCUGACGGCCGAGUAAAAUUUUGACCAUUACGGCAAUCGUGCUUACCGCCGAGUAACAUUUUGACCAUUACGGCAAUCGUGCUGACCGCCGAGUAACAUCUUGACCAUUACGGCAAUCUUGCUGACGGCCGAGUAACAUUUUGACCAUUACGGCAAUCGUGCUGACGGCCGAGUAACAUUUUNCAUUUGACCAUUACGCCGAUCGUGCUAACAGGGGAGUAGCAUUUUGACCAUUACGCCAAUCAUGCUGACGAUCGAGUAGCAUUUUCACCAUUUCGGCAAUCGUGCUGACGGCCGAGUAACAUUUUCCCAUUUCGGCAAACGUGCUGACGGGCGAGUAAAAUUUUGACCAUUACGGCAAUCGUGCUGACCGCCGAGUAACAUUUUGACCAUUACGGCAAUCGUGCUGACGGCCGAGUAACAUUUUGACCAUUACGGCAAUCGUGCUGACGGCCGAGUAACAUUUUGACCAUUGCGACAAUCGUGCUGACGGCCGAGUAACACCAUGACCGUAGCAGCAGCCAUGUUGACAGCCGAGUAACACCAUGACCAUAGCUGCAAUCAUGUUGGCGGCCAAGGACAGCACCCACCACCCGCCCAGCGUUAAUCGAUAAGUUAACUCAUGACUUAUUGAAGAGAUAUGAGCCGGGACGAGAGAGGGUGAGCGCUUGCGAGUACGGACAAAGAAAACUGAUGCCAUUAUGCUGACACUGUGUCAGUCAGACCGGGACACCGUGACACUGGCGAGUAGGACAAAGUAUCUUUGCUCCGUUGGCUGUGUGGUUUCAUGUGACUUGCAGGCGGUUGCUGUCUUAUUAUAUAGCAUGAUAGGCUUAUGACUUGGAGAUUAAAGUUUAAAGAUUACAAUCUACUGCUUUUGUCUUUCAAUAAAUAUUACUACAUCUCAAUCGUCUGAAUUCCAGAUUACUUUAUGAAUGGCCAUCGUCUUAUAUCUAAGUUAAAGAAUACUAAAUCCCCUUUGUUUGACGAUAAAGUUUACAGUGUGACUAUUGUCUUUAAUUUUGGACUUAGUGAUAGAGAUGCGCAGUGGCGUAGCCAAGGUUAGUGUCACCAGGGUCAGGACCAGAUAUUGCCGCCCCUAUGCCACGAUAAAAAACUCUGCAGUUAGCCAAAAAUGCCGCCUCUAAUGCCCUCAAUAUAAGAGAGACAAAGUGUUACCCGGUAUAGGGUAUGAGGUUGGGGAGGGGGGGGGAUUCAAUCAGUUGACGAAUUAUAAUAUUCAACCUUACCAUGAGUUGAUUUACUGCUGGAUGAACUAUUCACUUCUAUAAAGAGAUCUGUCCCGAUGGCUUAAACUUAAAGCCUUAUGAACAACCCCAUUCUUGUGCUACGGUUCGUACAUAUCAACAACCCCAUGAUUGUGUAUCAUAGAGUUACAAUUCCUGUAAGCAGCCAACAUAAUGUUGUAUUGAUCGUUAUAUUAUAAUAAUAAAUGAUGCAGUUGUUUUGGGGAAAUGAUUCGCCCAUCUUGUUUCACAAUAUAUCUCCCGUUUUUAGACUUUGAAAUUGGAAAUGGUCCGCCCAUCUAUUUUACACAGUGCAUUAUGUCUCCCGUUUUUAGACUUUGAAAUUGGAAAUGAUCCGCCCAUCUAUUUUACACAGUGCAUUAUGUCUCCCGUUUUUAGACUGUGAAAUUGGAAAUGGUUCGCCCAUCUGUUUCAAACAGUGCAUUAUAAUGAUAUAUCCCGUUAGACUGUGAAAUUAUAAUUGUUCGUCCAUCUGUUUGGAAAUGGUUCGCCCAUCUGUUUCGCACAGUGCAUUAUAAUGAUAUAUCCCGUUAGACUGUGAAAUUAUAAUUGUUCGUCCAUCUGUUUGGAAAUGGUUCGCCCAUCUGUUUCGCACAGUGCAUUAUAUCUCCCGCCAGACUGUGACAUUGGAAAUGAUUCGCCCAUCUGUUCCACACAGCACAUUAAAUCUACCAAUAGACUGUGACGGCGGAAACCAUUCGCCCAUCUGUUCCACACAGCACAUUAAAUCUACCAAUAGACUGUGACGGCGGAAACCAUUCGCCCAUCUGUUCCACACAGCACAUUAAAUCUACCAAUAGACUGUGACGGCGGAAACCAUUCACCCAUCUGUUCCACACAGCACAUUAAAUCUACAAAUAGACUGUGACGGCGGAAACCAUUCGCCCAUCUGUUCCACACAGCACAUUAAAUCUACCAAUAGACUGUGACGGCGGAAACCAUUCGCCCAUCUGUUCCACACAGCAAAUUAAAUCUACCAAUAGACUGUGACGGCGGAAACCAUUCGCCCAUCUGUUUCACACAGUGCAUUAUACACGUAGAUCUCCCAAUAGACUGACAUUGUGUGCUCUACCUACCACCAGGACAACCGGGCUUAGUUAAAUGCAGGUGACGCCUCUCCCAUGUAAUCCUUCGUUACCUUCUAACACAGAGAGUCUCAUCUCAGUGACAUGACAGAACCUCAACAGCUUCAUCUUUUGACGUUGAAUUUUCCUGUCUCGCCAUUAGCAUUGUGUACUAUAAUUAUAAUCACUGACUAGAGCAAGCAGUCCCUGUAACUUUAACUGUGCAAGCCUUUUUACAUACCUACUGACAGAGGUCACCUAAUCUUUGGCAGGAACAGGCAACCUACUGUCAGUGGUCCCACAAUCUUUGGCGUGAACAGCCAACACCGAAUGUAAUGUUAGAGUUCUGUGUGAAACGUAUCCACAGAAGUACUAUAGAUAUUAAACACAUUUACUGUCAACGGCCGUAUUGGACUAAUCAAAGAAAUACGUUUGCAGUGUGGGACUAAGAUUGCAGGACACCAGCUUCAUUCUUCGCAAGUUUUAUAAUUCCCUUACAGAUUUAGCGUAGCCCUUUAAAAUGUACCCAUGUAAUGAAAAAUUUAGAUUCCCCACUGCCGUCUGCCCCUUCCACACACACACGACCGCGGACUCAGUGACCUCAUAAAACCUUCCCUUAAACUUAAAGGAUGCAUAUCUUAAUCUAUUAUCUCCCGUUUUCCUUUCUGUCUGUGUUGAAGCAGACAUUCACUGAGAUGCCAUCAUACUGUCUGUGUUGAAGCAGACAUAGACUAAAGUUGCGGACGGUCGAGUUGGAUACAUCUUCAACUAACACAGUUCCAUCUAAUCCAGACCCACUAAAGCAAGACUGUUUUUACUACAGUUUUCGUCGUGUGGAAAUAUACCUGCAAUGUGUCAUCGUUACCAUUUUUGGGGCUUUAGGAACAUUUUAUAGGACAUCACUGUGUAGUGCGAACCUUAGUCGUGUGCUAGCUACAAGUGUUCAUCCGCAGUAGUGAACACUUACAGUGGUUCGCUAUCCGAACGGUAAGUUGUCAUGAGUGGCGUGUGGUGACUUUUCUCAUAGAGAACAACGAUUGGUGAACACAUUUCCAUAUUGGGUUAACCAGCAACACAUAACGUGCAACAUGACACUUAGCAAUGCCACCUGGUCAAUUUACACAUCUCUUACACCACAUGACGUUCAAAGUGUCACUUAGCAAUGUCACCUGGUCAAUUUACACAUCUCUUACACCACAUGACCUUUCAAAGUGUCACUUAGCAAUGUCAACUGGUCCAUUUACACAUCUCUUACACCACAUGACCUUUCAAAGUGUCACUUAGCAAUGUCAACUGGUCAAAUUACACAUCUCUUACACCACAUGACGUUCAAAGUGUCCCUUAGCAAUGUCACUUGGUCAGUUUACACAUCUCUUACACCACAUGACGUUCAAAGUGUCACUUAGCAAUGUCAACUGGUCAAUUUACACAUCUCUUACACCACAUGACGUUCAAAGUGUCCCUUAGCAAUGUCAACUGGUCAAUUUACACAUCUCUUACACCACAUGACGUUCAAAGUGUCACUUAGCAAUCUCACUUGGUCAAUUUACACAUCUCUUACACCACAUGACGUUCAAAGUGUCCCUUAGCAAUGUCACCUGGGCAAUUUACACAUCUCUGAGCUGAGUUGAUUUACUUUAGAAAUGGGUUCAAUAAAUAUAUAAUACACCAAAAAUCAAAUUAAAAAGUUUAAGAAUGAAAAAAAAAAAAUUAAAAAACCAACGGUGUAUCAGACCAAGUUAGCCAAUAAACAAGACCUUUGCAGCGGUUUGGCUUCAACAUGUCAACAUCAGCUUCUCAUUAUCUGAAUUCGGUUUCAUUCUUUAAACAAAAACGUUACAGGGGUGUGUGGGGGGGGGGGAGAUAUUUUAAAAAAUCAAUUUGCAUAAAUGGUUGUUUUGUUCAGUAAUACCGGUUUGUCAGUAGUUUUUAUGAAUAGCACAUCCCUUGAAACCCUAUAGAGGGCGUCCAUUGAUUACGCCAACAACAUAGGGGUGAGGGGGUUUGGAAAUGUUUGACAGUUGUUGACGAUGAGGAGGGGGGGGGUUUAGAUAAGUUGACGUCAACAAUCACGUUUUCUCUAUUAAAAUUUUAAUCUUAAAAAUUGAAUGGUUAAUUUUUAGGCUUUUAACAAUAUAAGAUUGUUUUAAUGUUUGUCAGUCUAUACACUGUAGAUGGCUGGUCAGAUAGUUAGCACACUUUGUUAGUGCAAGAGAAGUUAAAAGUUGGCCUCUCUUCACCUGUAGAUUCUAUUUGUCGCAAAUGACUAGGGCGGUAUGUUUGCGAUCAUGUUGCAGGUAUGGAACAAGGACAAGGUUCACGUGUCAUGUGCGGUCAAGAUAAAUGGUACUGAUGGAGUAGGAAAACGAUAUUUUGAGAAUUAUGGGAAAGUAAAGUGAGUAACAAUAAUAGCAUCGCUGCUUGAACGGAUUUUCGAAAUCUGUAGCAUCUAUUUUUCAUCACAAGUCAUGUUGAAAAAGCAUGUUCAACAGCACUGACAAUGCCUCUUGAGCAUAAGAAAUUAGCACCUGCUCCUCAACAAACAAAAAAAAAGGAUUCGACCAAUGCGAGUAGCUGCGAGGAGAUAGAGAGAGCUUAUGGCAAUUAUUGCUCACACCUGACAACGCUUCUAUUUUAUUAUUAUUAUUAUUACAGUGGUCUUAUAUAGCGCGGCACCUCAGCCUAGGGCUGGGCUCACCACGCUGCACAUAAAUUUAGCAAACAUAAUCAUGACAUUAAAAAAAUAGCACUCUUUUAUUAUUUAGAAAAACUACUGUAUAAAAACAAAAUAAAAACAAAUACAUAUUCGCUCCACCCAUUCCAGAACUGUUUGCAUGUCAAACCACUUGAAGUGCUGAAUGGUUAGAUGAGGAUGAUGUUGACUUGCCUGGUUUAUCAGUUCCGCAAGAUGAAAAUGAUAAUUCAGCUACUAUAGACUAUGCCCAUAGGGGAGUCAUUCCAGCGUUUUUUAAGGGGGGUAGGGAGCAAAAACCAAAACUUAGUCGGCUUGUUGUUUAUUACUAAAGGCGCCACAGUACACAGCAAUUUAAAUAAAACCUGCAAAUUCAGGGAGGGGGUGGGGGAAAUGCCCCCCGCCCUACCCAAAUGAUGUCCCUGAUGAAAAUGCAUGUAUAUAUUUAUUUAUAUUAUAAUUUUUUUUUUCGGGGGGUAGAAAAUGUUGCAUUGGUUAAGUGGGGGGGGGGGGGGGGGCGGGGGUGUGUGUGUCAAAAAUUGCGUAAAAUUUUUUAACGUAAUCAAUGGACGACCCCAUAUAGGUUUUUAAAUGGGAUAAUUUAAAAUAAUAUUAGUGACGCAACCCGUUUAAAACUCAAAGGAACACUAACAGUUUUAGGUGCACACAUCACUAGUUGAUAAUAUGGAUGAAGUACACAAAAUAUGAAGAAUAACUAACGAACUGCUGAGCUGACGGCGAAUAGGGAAUAGGCUCUUUAAAAAUGUAGUACAAAAAUCUUUGUUUUGCUUCCCAACAAUCCUUAUUGCCUGCCAGGUGAAGGCCACCGAGCCCUAUAACCGGUCAGGUGAAGGCCACCGAGCCCUAUUGCCUGUCGGGUGAACGCCACGGACCAACUUUAUGAAUAUUUUUGUAGCAUAAAACCAUCUUAAACCACGUGGAUCUCAGUAAUGUGUCUAUCGCCUUUUAACAUAGACAAGUUUUGCAAGUAUACAAGGCGACUCUUCAUUGCAUCAAAUGAUCAUUUAAACACGGAACAUUUGAACAUUUGUGGUAUAUAUGAUUUCACAGAAGUACCACCACCUUUAAUUAACUAUAUCUCGUUUGCUAUCCUCAGAAAUGUCUAGAGACGCAGAGCAGCCAAUGAGGUGAACAACAAGGAAUCGAUGAAAUUGUUCAAGAAGUCGACAGCCUUAAAGCAGGAGAGAAUAUGAAUUCAAGACACAAGUGAAGACCCGAUUACAGAUGGAUCUCAAGAGUGGAUUAUAUCGAGUGCUUGGGCCGAUUUUGCUAGGGGCAUGGAUACAUAACAGCCCCGAGCGUCAUAACAGCACCAGCGAGCCACUUCACCAAUGCACAAUGUAAUCACCAACCAGCUACCGUAAACCUGCCCGGUCAACCCUUUCAACCAAACAACAAUGCGCGCUUGCUGGCUGUCAUGACGCCGCCUCUGGCCUGCCUAGUCCUGGUCGUGAUGGCAGGGGCGUCGAGGACCGUGUCUCCUCCACCUGUUUGGCCCUUUAACUCCGACGCUGGACUGGUUGAUGAUGAAGGUAGCGUAAGAUCCAACCAAGAUGGCGAGGAAAUAGGUGGUUAUGCAGUCCAUGUUUGUCCUAAGUUGUGCGUCUGCUACGAGCGGGCCUAUCUCCGUACAAAUAUCGCCAAGCAACUGACCACAGUCAACUGCUCCGACCGUGGGCUACUUGACUUUCCCGGGGAGCUCCCGAAUAAAACGGAAGUGUUUGACCUAUCCCACAACAAGCUACAGAACAUGUCUUCUCUUCCGUAUCUGCCCGAGCUCAGGGUACUGGAUCUAUCCAAUAACUGGAUCAGACAGCUGGAUAACCACUGGCUUUUCGAACAUGUGUCAAAGCUCAGGAUCCUCAGGUGGGUGUAGAUUUUCAUAAUCAAUGUUUAAUUUCAUUUAGGACACUACUACAAUUUAAACAAAUGGAAAUCAAUUUUAUACCGCCAUGGGAAGUAAACGUGCCAUAGACAAGUUCUAAGCUGGCAUAGAUUAAAGCAGAAUACAAAGAAAAAGUCCCCAAGUUGCAGUUACCGGUAGAUGAAAUGUUGGAUUUUAUUGACGCCCUAUGUGUCCUUGUUUAUCUCUUGUGCCCCCAUCAACUAAAAGAUGCAGAGAAUAUUGAACAAAUAACUGAACUUCAUGGGCUCGCUUAAAAUCACAUCUUGAUCAGGCUGAGAAAUUCAUUCUCAGUUAUAAUUGUUCAUGUGCACGAACAAAGACACUAGGUUGCCGUGUAAAACUAGAUACACUUGGUACCAUUUCAGUCGGAAUAGACAGCGUUAGACUAAUAAUUGUACAAUUUUGUUACAUUGUUAGAAUGAAAAGUUCUUAAACUGGGCUCUUCUACCAUAAAGAAGCCAUAAAGGCCUUUUUCUAGAAGUUCUUUCGGGCAUUUUGGGGGUAGGGGUUUACUAAGGGAGUUAAAGUUUACGUAUUGUUGAUCAAUAAGAUAUUUCUACAUCGUCUUUAACACGGUGAAUUGGAGAGAUAGUAUUUUUUUACUAUUUUGCGUAGCUUUGCCCUGGUAGCAAUGGGAUCUUAGCCGAAAACAAACUGAUACAUGAAAUAACUACAAGUUAAAAGAGAUCAAAAGCUACACGCCAGCUCAGUCAGAAAGAAAGAAAGAAAGAAAGAAACUGCGAAACAAAAUCUAAGGAUUUUAAAUGGCGCACGAUUCUUUCCCGCACAAAGUCCAAGGCAGGAAUAACUUGACAUUGUCAGUCAUUCCAUUCAGUUUAAAAAUGUGAAAUAACGAUGCGUGGAUUAGUAUAUAUAACAGCAAACUCUGUCUCCAAGAAACACGCAUUGAAAGCAGACCAAGAAUCAACUAUGUGUUACAACACAUCGCUAAAGAAAAAGGUAUAAAAUAUUACCCCUUGGGAACACUACGUCCGUUGUAAACCUGUUGUCAUGUAUGAAGGUGAUGUCUCUUGAAAACAAUAAUGUGAUUGUGUCCCUUGAUAACAUUAUUGACUAUUGUAAAGUAUGGAUAAAAUUGUCUUGAUCGUGUUUUACGUGUUUUCUACAGCCUCGCUGACAAUGCUCUGACAGUUCUUCAACACGGGACUUUCAGUGGACUGAGUGACCUAAGAGAGCUGGACAUGUCUAGGAACAUCAUCAAGAGGCUAGAGUUGCAUUCUUUCUCUGGGCUCACUAACUUGGAGGUAAAUUGGCCAACUUCAACUUGUACUGGAAGUCUAAUUUAAGCAAUGGAUUUACAAAUAACGACUAGUUUUAAUGACGAUUAAUUUCACUCAUUGUCAUUACUGACUUAACAAUUUGAAAGCAAACAGCGUAAUGAUACGUGUCGAACUGACAUUCUUGACGUAGUUUAAGACAUUGGGAAUUGUUGCAUCUAAUAUGACUCGAUCUUCUUCAGGUUCUGCGGCUUGAUAGGAAUCAGCUGUACCAAGUGAAGAGAGAGUGGUUCCUACCGUUAACUUCUCUACAGAGUUUGUACAUGAGCAAUAACUUUGUGUCCACGCUAGACAAGGACAUGUUUGAUAAACUCGGCCGUCUGCAGCAGCUCGAUCUUUCUCUGAAUGCCCUACAGGAGGUCAAGGACGGCAGUUUCACGGGCUUAGUGCGUCUCAAAAUGCUGAACCUCACUGGAAAUUCGAACCUACGGGAAGUUCCCAGCGCAGCUUUGAAGUCCUUGACGGCUUUGAAUAUCUUACUUCUGGACGGGAUUUCAGUCCAAAGGCUGCAGCCAUUCUGUGUCACUAGCCUUGCUGUGGUAGAGAUGUCACUCAGUUACCUUCCAAAACUCAGGGUUGUAGAGCAAUCAGCUUUUCACAACUUGAGUAAUUUGAUGACAUUACAGCUCCAUGACAACCCCCGCCUCAUCUAUUUACACCCGUCAGCAUUCUCAUCGUUACCCCACCUGCGGCAUCUGCUGCUCCACAACAACGGUCUGGUGGCUGUGCCUGGCCAGAUCAUGACAUCACUUCCGUCACUCACAGACCUUCACCUUCACCACAACCCAUUUCACUGCGACUGUAACAUCUACUGGCUUCGGAAAGAGCUAAGCUUCGAAUACCAUUUCAACUAUAAAUCCAACAAUCUGACGGGCCAGAAGCCCCAAUCUACACCAACUUCUAGCAUUACCAGUGACACGUCCACACUGCCGUACACAACAUUCGCUCCACCAACUUCCACCAGCAUUACGGGCCCAUUCAUCAGCGAACCGGAUAGGGUGUCCUGCUUUUUCCCAGCAGGAAGUUCCAGCAUGUCUCUAGUCCAACUACCUAUGCAGUACUUCUCUGAAACAUGUCCGCCCACCGCAAUAGCGUUGUUCUCUGCACUAGUUAACGUCAGCGUCGGAGAAGAACUUUGGCUCGAGUGCCAAGGACUUGGGGUUCCAGUCCCUUUAGUAUCGUGGGUUCUUCCAGACGGUCGGGAGCUGAACGCUUCUUCUACGAUGUCAGAACAAGACACCGAUACGGUGAAGGUGAUCGGUGACACAUUACUCCACAUUCAAUCUGUGACUACAUCGGACGGUGGUACCUACGGGUGUCACGUGGUCAACUCUCUGGGCCAGGAUUUUAGAACGACUCUUGUUAGGGUUCAAAAUAAGCCAUUGACACUCUCUGAUGUUAAGGUCGGUAAUGACUACAUCACAGUAGCUUGGAAGGGUUCUAUCCCACGCAUUCAAAUGUCAGAAUUCCAGCUUCGUUAUAAAGAAGUGGCGUUGGACACGAACAAAGACAUGACCAACCAAGAAGAUGGGCCGAAGAGUCAAUCCCGUGGUUUUGAUGUCAUCAAUCUGCAUGGUUCCAUCCACAAAUGCACGAUCACAGGGCUGAAGCCCCUGACCACGUACGAGGUGUGCCUCAUGUACAAACAAAUCCACCGCGUUCAGUGCAACAACUACACCACUAGCCAGGACGUCCAGGUGAUGAAGGCCGAUGGAAUUGUGCGGAUCAGCAAGACACAGCUGGGUGUAGGGCUGGCUGCAGCGCUGGGCGUCGUCCUUUUAGCGGUGGUCACCUUGCUGGUCAGGAAAGUGCGACAUCGCAAAGACUACAAAGAUCCCCUAGCAGACGAGGAGAAGGCUAGUAUCCCCCUGGAAGCGAUGGCUCCAACAGCACCAAGUACUCCCCUGACAUCGUCACGUACUGCGCUCCUAACACACUCUCAAAUAUAGAUAGCAAACCUUAUUGUUUCAUCAUUGUGUGUGUCACAGGGCACUUGAUCAAUCUAAAAAAAAUACAGACCUGGUAUCUCUCCUCCUUGUAAUAGUUAUAAAUAAUCAAUACAAUCAUUAAGUUUGUGCAUUUCCAUCAUCAAACCCCUACUCAUGGAAAAAGAGGAUCAAUAUGAAACACCCAAUAAAGCACUCCAUAAGUUCAAGCCAUUCUAAUUGGACUUAAAAAUAUUGCAGUACAAGACAUUUUAUGUAUGUUCAGAUUUUCUUCUUCUUCUUAUUUCAAAGGUGAAGUCGUUACUAUGAAUUUUCUUAAGUGCUGAAGAAAGAAAAAAAAAAGUUGGGGCGGGCGGAAGUGUGAAAGAAUACAAAACUAAACAACGAACCCGUUGUGUGUCAAAAAGCUUUCUUUAGAACAGUGC